AUGACUAUCGACUCCCACUUUCUGUCCCUAUACUCAUACAAAUCCCUUCUCCGAACGAGGAUAUCGUGUUUCUCAUUCGCCCUCCUAAUCGCAGCAUCAAGAACAGGAUUCCGCUCGCAGUACGCCCGGAAAACCUGCGGGUCGAGUAUAGAGUUACGCCACACGCGUACAGCGAGAUUGUUUACUAGGAUGCGGAAGAGGCGCGGGAAGCGCGUUGUAUGUGGAUACGUCCUGAAAGAAGUAAUGGCAUCGAUGUCUACGUACAGCGGAAAGCAGUUUCGCACGAGGUUUUCGCUCUCCUGCCAAAGUUUAUCGAGGUAUCUGCCCAUUCCAAGUGCAGAUGCGGCGGCGCAUACAUCCAAAGAUAUUGUCAUGGGUAGACGGAGGCCGUAUGGCAGGGGUUCGCUUGUGGUCUACGAAGGGCCAAACUCAGAUUUCGAUGUCUUUGGCGGCGAUCGCUUUUGUAGACGGAGCGGUGUCUACGAUCUUGUUAUGGUACGUCUGGAUCGUCGCAUCAACAAAGAUUAUGUCCCAGACCCUGUCGUCUACGCGAACGUUGAGGCUGUAAAAACAGAAUGGUAGAGAGGACAUGGUUCCUCACCUCCUCUCUUUGAGUCGAUCCGGAUGUUGUGAAGGAGUGUUGCAUUAAUCUUCUGGGCUAAGUGGGUGCUUCGAGUCCGCGUCAGGGAAUAUUGAUUCCAGUCUGGAGCUAAGAUAGAGGAUAGAAUGGUGCAAGACAGGGCACAAAGGGUUAGAUACUAACGGGAGUAAGCGAAGGCUGUAAUCUUGUGUUUUGGCAC
This is a messenger RNA of Alternaria rosae, 800 nucleotides long. RefSeq lists its product as uncharacterized. The record is from RefSeq and is a predicted model, not a curated record. The coding region runs from base 1 to 582 and encodes 193 amino acids. NCBI's taxonomy places the organism in Eukaryota, Fungi, Ascomycota, Dothideomycetes, Pleosporales, Pleosporaceae. The transcript is spliced from 2 exons.